ACAUUUAAACUGCUGCCUGCCUGUGAAGCAGCUGAGGAACCGUGGAUUUCAUAUUAUAGACUAAAACCCCAGUAAACUGAUCAAAAUCCUUCCUGCAGCUGCCAGGCAACAAUGAAAAAGAGUUAAAUCCUAUUCUUUUCCAAUACAAUCGAAGCACUACAUUCUAGCACUGACUGCUUUACAUUGCAGCUCAGUGUUAUUACUAGAAAUAUGGAUACUGCGAAGAGAAUACAGCACUGCAUUGUCCGGCCAGGAAAACAGCAGAUGUAAAAAGCUUCAAUGCAUCAACUGUCGGAAAGAGUCAACAGUGCUCCAAACAGAACGGACAACUACAGCUCUUUUGUUUAAAGAAAGAGAAAGAAAAUGAAAGGGGAAAACCCUGAAGACUAGGACACAUAUGAACAAGAAAGGUAACUCGAAGGCAAGCAGACAGAUGGACACUUUGGAUACUGUGAAAAGCAAUCGCAGGAGGCAGACUAUUGGGGGAUGUGCGCAUGUUCGAUAGCAUCUUUUUUGCUGAAGUGAUGGCGUGCCAAAAGUAUUUUCAGUGGGCAUAAUCCUCUGCACAUAAAUGGCCUGAUCAAGGAAGAAAGACUUCAAGGAAAACAACGUGACCAAAUUAGAAAAUGAUUACCAAAGAACAGUAUUGAUUUGGGAGAAGAAAACAUUUUCAACCACCAGUAUCUCAUACCCCAUUGCUGGAUAUUUACAACAUGCUUCAGUGGAGGAGAAGACACUGCUGCUUUGCAAAGAUGAGCUGGAAUACCAAGAGGUCUCUGUUCCGUACCCAUCUUAUUGGCAUAGUAUCACUAGUGUUUCUUUUCGCUAUGUUUUUGUUUUUCAAUCAUCAUGAUUGGCUGCCAGGAAAAGCUGGAUUUAAAGAAAACCCAGUGACAUACAGUUUCCGAGGAUUUCGUUCUACAAAAAGUGAGACAAACCACAGUUCUCUUCGGAAUAUUUGGAAAGAAACAGUCCCUCAAACUAUGAGGCCUCAAAUAGCAACUAACUCCAAUAACACGGACAUGUCACUACAAGGAGUUACAGGACUAGAGAACACCCUUAGUGCCAAUGGAAGCAUUUACAAUGAAAAAGGUACCGGACAUCCAAAUUCUUACCACUUCAAAUACAUUAUCAAUGAACCUGAAAAAUGCCAGGAGAAAAGCCCUUUUUUGAUACUACUCAUAGCUGCAGAACCUGGACAAAUAGAAGCUAGAAGAGCUAUUCGGCAAACUUGGGGCAAUGAAAGUCUAGCACCUGGUAUCCAAAUCACACGCAUAUUUUUGCUGGGUGUAAGUAUUAAGUUAAAUGGCUACCUUCAACGUGCAAUACUGGAAGAAAGCAAGCAAUAUCAUGACAUAAUUCAACAGGAAUACUUAGAUACAUACUAUAAUUUGACCAUUAAAACACUAAUGGGCAUGAACUGGGUUGCAACAUACUGUCCACAUAUUCCGUAUGUUAUGAAAACUGACAGUGAUAUGUUUGUCAACACUGAAUAUUUAAUACAUAAAUUACUGAAGCCAGACUUGCCUCCCAGACAUAACUAUUUUACUGGUUACCUAAUGAGAGGAUAUGCACCCAAUCGAAACAAAGACAGCAAGUGGUACAUGCCACCAGACCUCUACCCAAGUGAGCGCUACCCUGUCUUCUGCUCUGGAACUGGUUAUGUUUUUUCUGGAGAUCUGGCAGAGAAGAUAUUUAAAGUUUCUUUAAGUAUCCGUCGUUUGCACUUGGAAGAUGUGUAUGUGGGGAUCUGUCUUGCCAAGCUGAGAAUUGAUCCUGUGCCCCCUCCCAAUGAGUUUGUGUUCAAUCACUGGCGAGUUUCUUAUUCAAGCUGUAAAUACAGCCACCUAAUUACCUCUCAUCAGUUCCAGCCUAGUGAACUGAUAAAAUACUGGAACCAUUUACAACAAAAUAAGCACAAUGCCUGUGCCAACGCAGCAAAAGAAAAGGCAGGCAGGUAUCGCCACCGAAAACUACACUAGAAAAAAGACACUUUGUUUUCAAAUGUGCAAUCUGUAACAUAAUGCUAAAAGCAUGAUAGUUAAAACUGAUUACAUCCAUAGGACAAGUUUCAGUUAAAACUCAUCACAUAAAGUGAUUCAAAAAUAUUUUUUUAGUAUCUGAAGGAAAUUCUUAAACUACAUUAUAGAACAAAAAGGUGUCCCAAAAGAAUUAUCAAAAAACUGUAAAAGAGGAUUCUGUGUAAUAACAUGCAAUAAUAAGCAUGCAUACAUCAAUGGUUCGAGUCUUAUGUUAGAAGCCAAUAAAAUGUAUUUGCUUCUAUUUUCCAGGUGCAGUUUCAAUUUAAGAAAAACUGUGAAAAGAUCCUUCAUCUUAUAUUCAGUUUUCAGUAUACAAUUAAAUGUAAAUAAAACAUUACUGUCAAUUUUAGGGAACUUUGUGAUUGUACAAAGGACAAAUUUUCUGACCUGACUAUUCUAGGGUUAUAAAAACUAUAUUUCAGGCAAUAAGACUUAGUUGAAUUGUUCCAUAAACACAUUUAUAAAGUUCAGGCGUUUCAUCAAUGCAAUUCUCAUCCAAGUAUUUACUUUUUAAAUGCAAACUGACAUUUUAUUAAUACUCACAUAUAUUGGGGGAAAUUAUUUUGACAUGAUGUGAUAAAAUGUGAAAAAAAAUCAAUGUGUCUUAGGGUCAAGUUUUACAAAGAAAGUUUAAAAAAUAUGUAUCUUGCCUCUGAAUUGGUGGCAAGGCCAACCCAGUCUUUUCAAUGAGUUAUUCAAUUAGAUCACUAACUGCCCUCUUAAAAGACUACUGCCACUUAGCUUCAAGUGUAUCUAUAAAAUAUAACAGAAGCAAAAGUGUUACUUACAGGCACAAGGAAAAUGUAAUGUUGAAAAAAAAGUAAGGGAUAGAAUGAAUGCAGCAGCAGCAGUUUUCAUUCAACGUAUUUUUAAGAUGCAUGUCUGCCAAACUGCAACAUAUGGGAAGUUUAUUUCCUGACAGCAGGUGUACACAUGCCAAUACUUAAUCAUUUUAUGGCACCUAUUUCUUUCUCCUGAGUGCCAAGUUUACAAACCUGCAGUUUUUAAUUUGGUGGAUGACAAAUACCCUGCAUCACCAAUUAAAACCCUUUUUGGGAAGGAUGGGGGUAAAAAUACAAAUGUCUGAUGAACACUUGAUUCUAGAACAAUGUGACAAUGCACUUUUAUCAAGUUUUUAAUAAAAAAGGUAAACAAAAGGCUUUA
Messenger RNA from Condylura cristata (star-nosed mole), 3206 nucleotides. RefSeq names its product UDP-Gal:betaGlcNAc beta 1,3-galactosyltransferase, polypeptide 2 (gene B3GALT2). Gene Ontology annotation, molecular function: N-acetyl-beta-D-glucosaminide beta-(1,3)-galactosyltransferase activity. The record is from RefSeq and is a predicted model, not a curated record. The transcript is spliced from 2 exons. Bases 714 to 1982 code for a protein of 422 amino acids. Gene Ontology annotation, cellular component: membrane. Lineage: Eukaryota; Metazoa; Chordata; Mammalia; Eulipotyphla; Talpidae.